AUGGAUCACCCUGAGCGUCCAAAGCGGACCUCCAACGCGUGCAAGCGAUGCCGAUCUCGCAAAGUCAAAUGCUCCGGCACACAUCCUUGCGACAAAUGUCGACAGCGUCGUCUAGAUUGUGUGUUUGAAGAUGAUCGAAAGAUUGUUGUUUCAGAGGAAUUAUUUCUAUCCCUAAAACGAAGGGUGGAGGAGAUCGAGUGCACUCCACCACCAAAACGGAUUCGUACUUUGGAGAGCAGUAGUGUGGGUGGAAGCACUUAUGUACCAACAUCCGAGACGCCCCAAGAGCCUACCCCGGAACAAUCCGGGGCCAUUCGAUAUGAGGAACGAUUCGCUUCCAACCCCUUGGCCUUGGUAUCGCCUGGCUACGUCAAACAUACUGGCCGCAGGCAGAGAACGUGGUUAUUCCUCGGACCUACAUCUACCUGGUCCUUCAGUCGUCGAAUUCUUAACACCAUCCAAGCGCGUCUGGGUCCACAAAACUCAACGCCAUUGCCCCUCGCUGUGGAUGGCGACGCUUACCAACUUCAGUGGAGGCAAGCCAGCUCCGAGGAGCUUCCUGACAUCAGUGGUCUGCCAUCCCUGGAGCAUGCACUCUAUAUACUGAACACGGUCCAGUUCCAUUUUAGUCAUUUGUACUUGUUGUUUGAUGAAGACGAGUUUCUUCACCAUCUGUACGAGUUUUAUGAUAAUGCCGAAGUGAAGGUACAAGAGAGCCGUCUCUGGUACGUCCAAUUCUUGAUCGUAUUGGCGUUCGGAGAGGCUCUCUUAGCGCCGGUACGAAAGGUGUCCAAUGCUGCCAGCUGGACGAAAUAUUUCUUACGGGCCAUGUCCUUUCUUCCUGAUAUUACAGGCUUAUGGCAAGAUCCUGUUUUAGCUAUCGAGGUUCUUACUCUCAUCGGGCUUUAUUUCCACUCGAUCGACAUGAGAGAUACUGCAUAUUGCUAUUUUUCAUCGUUGAUCGGAUCACCCAACGCGGUCAAGGAUGAUGAGAUAACUACUCCCCUCUCAGAUCCGAAAACCUGUGACCAAAAGGAGGCCGCAUUGAGUCUGCAUGUGCGGAUAACACAGGUUAUCACUCGCGUACUGGACAACGGAAAGCUAGGUGGUAUCUUCCUCCGGAAGGUUCGAUCAGUCCUGCAGGAAAUGACGGACCUCUCGCGCGAGCUAGAGGAUGUCUUCGCGCAUCGGUUUUCGAAUUCUGUAGAGUCACUAUCUAGCGUCACUACACGGCUGACAUUAUCCUGUCACCAGUGUAUCAUCGUCACUACUCGACCACUAGUCUUAGCUCUCCUCUGGGAGCGACUCAGCUGCUUCGAGCAAGGCGACGUGUUCCGAACAUUAUCAUCACCAGUCCAGACCCUUCUGCACGCAUCCACCGACUCCGCGUUAAAAUCCUUGAGGAUUCUAACUGCACUGCGUGACCAAAACCUCCUCGAAACCUUCCUUCCCUUCGAUCUCGAAAACCUCUUCUCAUCCUUCUUCAUCCUAUCCCUGAUAUCAGCCAUCCUCCCGGACAUCAUCCCAGACCCCAGCUACCGAGACAUGGGAUUCAGUCUACUAGACGACAUGAUCGCCCGGGGAAACCGCGUAGCACAGCUCCGGAAAUCCGAAAUCGUGCAGCUAGAAGAAUUAGUCCAGCCGUUGCUCCAGCCUCAACUGCAACCCUUAACACCUGGGAGUAGUGCAAAGAACGUGGGGGAGGGACGACCGUCGGAGCAGGUGAAUGAUUCUGUGGCUGUUCUCAACGCAGGUAUCAGCCCGGCUCUGUCAGUGCCAGAGGCUGCUGAUGUUGUUCACGACGAUGAGAUGCACUUCGAUUGGAGAGACUGUGGGUUGUCUUUGGAGCAGAUGCUUUCUGUUACGGAUCAGUUGAAUGCGAAUAACUUGGUCCUGGAUGCUGAACGAGAGGGAUUGCAGACUGAUUUGUGGUUGUGGAGUGAUGGGUAG
Molecule: messenger RNA, 1950 nt
Organism: Aspergillus pseudotamarii
Lineage: Eukaryota; Fungi; Ascomycota; Eurotiomycetes; Eurotiales; Aspergillaceae
Product: putative C6 transcription factor
Exons: 9
Coding region: 1-1950 (649 amino acids)
Biological process (GO): regulation of DNA-templated transcription
Molecular function (GO): zinc ion binding; DNA-binding transcription factor activity, RNA polymerase II-specific
Source: RefSeq, a predicted model, not a curated record